AUACCAUCAUGCAUUCCUGGGUGGCCUUCACAGGCCUCCUACUACUUUGGACAGACGCUGUGGUUUCUCAGGCACGAGUGGGUGGAGUGGCGGGUGAGCCGGUCACGCUGCCCUGCACCUACUCCACAGCUGGUGGGACCACCUCCAUGUGCUGGGGCCGGGGGGCGUGUCCUCUUACUCGGUGCCUGAAUCAGCUCAUCUGGACGGAUGGCCACCGCAUCACCUUUCAGAAGAGCAGGCGUUACAACCUGAAGGGAAUGAUUUCGCAAGGCAACGUGUCCUUAACCAUCGAGGACGCAGCCCAGUCUGACAGUGGCACGUACUGUUGCCGGGUUGAGCACUUGGGGUGGUUUAAUGAUUUGAAAGUCAACAUAUUAUUGGAUGUAAAGCUAGCUCCACCUAAGGCCACGAGUGCUCCGACAUCACCUAGGGUCUCCACCUCUGCUCCCACAACUGCAGCACCCACAGUGAACCUCAUGACAGCUCCACCUGUGGUCACCAGUGUUCCAGCCUCACCUAGGGUCUCUGUCUCUGCUCCAACAACACCAUCAUCCUCACUGAACCUCAAGACAGAAACCACGUCAUCUUCGCCAAUGCAGACAACAGGCACCCAGCCUAUCACAACACAGGAAACGAAUAGGACCAGCCCACCAUCGGACCCUUGCCCAACAGAUGGGAACAGCACUGUGAUGCGGCCUGCAGAGGGGGGUUGGCAAGAUGGUGGAAACCAGGUGAACUUGAAAGAAAAGCCAUGGAUGAGCACCAAUAAGGCUCUCUACAUUGGACUUGCCACUACUGCGCUGAUAUUGCUCAGUGUUCUGGCAGCUGUGAUUACCAAAAGACAUUUAUGUGUGAAAAGAAAGGUGUUGCAGAUAAGUACCGGAACUCCACCAAAUGACAUGGCAGUGCACUACCGAGCAGGAGAGAGCAUCCACUUUGAGAACAAUGUUUACAGUGGGAAAUAAGACCCAGAGACCGUCCAAGGCUUUACGCCCUUGACCGCAGAAGGCAACAACCAGAUCUCACCAUGUCAGAGUCCUUUAAAGCACCCCGAUGACUUUCCUGUCAAUCUCCCACCGUAUUCCAACCUGUCAGUGAUGUUGGUUCGAGUGUUUCUAGCUCAUCUGUGUGUAGUCGACCUUAGUGGUGAUCGGUCCUAAUAUUCUAUGUGAAACUGGCUCAGUCUUUCUGGUCAUAGCCGAGCUCUCUCCCAGGUAUGAAAUGAACACUUUAGACUUUAUGAAUCCUGUGUCCUGCAAGAAUUCUCACUGGAGAGACAGGGAGAGAACUGCCUCCUUGGUACUUAGGACUUGGUACUUAAAUGACACACUUGGAAGCACCCAUGAUUAUCUCUUGUUUUUUAUCUUGUUAACUCCACAUGUCGCAUUUCUUAAGUCAUCCAAGGGCUACAAAUCAUGGAAGUUCAUAGGUUUUUAUUUCCUUCAUUAUGAAAUAAAGUCGGUGUGAUUU
Molecule: messenger RNA, 1470 nt
Organism: Phyllostomus discolor (pale spear-nosed bat)
Lineage: Eukaryota; Metazoa; Chordata; Mammalia; Chiroptera; Phyllostomidae
Product: hepatitis A virus cellular receptor 1 homolog
Exons: 9
Coding region: 9-965 (318 amino acids)
Biological process (GO): positive regulation of mast cell activation; phagocytosis, engulfment
Cellular component (GO): cell surface
Molecular function (GO): phosphatidylserine binding; virus receptor activity
Source: RefSeq, a predicted model, not a curated record